AAAGGGAUGCCCCAGACGCCCAGAGGCAGGGACGUGGAGGGCUGAGAGAUAGUGACCAAAAGGGGCCUAAGCUGACAAAUACACUAGGCGGGGUAGGAUGGGGUGGCGCGCGCCUGUGGUUUCUGAACUCAGAAGGCUAAGGCAGGAUUAAGAGUGAGUUUGAGGCCAGCCAGGAUUGCAGAAUAAAUUCAAGGCCCUACUGAACUACAUAGUGAAACGUCUCGAUAAUAAUAAGGACGGGAAUGGUGGAGGUGGUGACAAUAACAGAAACACAAGGGGAGACGAGAAAGGAAGAGACCUCUGGAAAAACAAGAGUAAAAUAAAGACAGACAUCCAGGAAGACAGACAUGCCCAGACACAGUGGUCCCUAGUGCAAGAGACCUCAGAGGUAAGUGACCCAGGGAGCUCAGCGACCCAUCCCAAACAGACCCAGAGCCAGGGCCCAGAGAUGACAAAGGCGGGGAAUGUGCGCCUAAUGGGCACGAAGGAGCUGCACCGAGCCCGAGGGCCCUGAUGCGCCCAGGCAGAGGGCGCCACCCCGCCGCCCGGGUCAUGGCCCCCUCCCCCGUGCCCUCUACGCGGCCGGGCUAUUUUUACGCGCGGACACCGGACACCGGUGGGGCGGCAGCGGCGGCGGCGGCGGCGGCGGCCGAGGCGGGGCGCGGAGGGCCGGGCGUCGGGGCACACGGGCGUCCGCGGGGUCCAGGCAGCGCGCGCCAUGGAGCCGCCGUGCGGCUGCUGCGAGCGGCUGGUGCUCAACGUGGCCGGGCUGCGCUUCGAGACGCGGGCGCGCACGCUGGGCCGCUUCCCGGACACGCUGCUCGGGGACCCGGCACGCCGCGGCCGCUUCUACGAUGGCGCGCGCCGCGAGUACUUCUUCGACCGGCACCGUCCCAGUUUCGACGCUGUGCUCUACUACUACCAGUCGGGUGGGCGGCUGCGGCGGCCGGCGCACGUGCCGCUGGACGUCUUCCUAGAGGAGGUGGCCUUCUACGGGCUGGGCGCCGCCGCCAUGGCGCGCCUGCGCGAGGAUGAGGGCUGCCCGCUGCCGGCCGAGCGCCCUCUGCCCCGUCGCGCCUUCGCGCGCCAGCUCUGGCUGCUCUUCGAAUUCCCCGAGAGCUCGCAAGCCGCGCGCGUGCUCGCUGUCGUCUCCGUGCUCGUCAUCCUCGUCUCCAUCGUCGUCUUCUGUCUCGAGACGCUGCCCGACUUCCGCGACGAUCGCGAAGACCAGGGGCUCGCCGCCGUGGCCGUGGCCGCGGCCGGCUCGUUCCCUGCCCGGCUGAAUGGCUCCAGCCCCAUGCCUGGACCGCCACCCCGCCUGCCCUUCAACGACCCGUUCUUUGUGGUGGAGACGCUGUGUAUCUGCUGGUUCUCCUUCGAGCUGCUGGUGCGCCUGCUGACCUGCCCAAGCAAGGCUAUCUUCUUCAAGAAUGUAAUGAACCUCAUCGAUUUCGUGGCCAUCCUGCCCUAUUUUGUGGCACUGGGCACGGAGCUGGCCCGGCAGCGGGGUGUAGGUCAGCCUGCCAUGUCCCUGGCCAUCCUACGGGUCAUCCGGUUGGUGCGUGUCUUCCGAAUCUUCAAGCUCUCCCGGCACUCAAAGGGCCUGCAAAUUCUGGGCCAGACGCUUCGGGCCUCCAUGCGCGAGCUGGGCCUCCUCAUCUUCUUCCUCUUCAUUGGGGUAGUCCUCUUUUCCAGUGCAGUCUACUUUGCUGAAGUUGACUCUGUGGAGUCCCAUUUCAGCAGCAUCCCUGAGUCCUUCUGGUGGGCUGUGGUCACCAUGACCACAGUUGGCUAUGGAGACAUGGCGCCCGUCACUGUGGGUGGGAAGAUAGUGGGCUCUCUGUGUGCCAUUGCUGGCGUGCUGACCAUUUCCCUACCUGUGCCUGUCAUUGUCUCCAACUUCAGUUACUUUUACCACCGGGAAACCGAGGGCGAGGAGGCCGGGAUGUAUAGUCAUGUGGACACCCAGCCCUGCAUCAACCUGGAGGACAAGGUCAAUGGGGGGCUGGUAGAUGGAGAGGUGCCUGAGCUUCCACCUCCACUCUGGGCGCCCCCUGGGAAACACCUGGUCACUGAAGUGUGACUUCAAACCUCCCUGGAGGGGGGAGGGGGGAGGGGAAGCAGAGGAGGGGGUGGGGUUUGGGGAGAACUAGACUAAGUGGUGACCAGUGCUGAGUCUUGUUGGGUCUGUAGCUGCUACAGAUACCUCCUUCAGGAGCAAUGAAUGCCAAUGGUUUGUGUUGAGUCGAGGAGUGGCCCCACUGGUUUGUAUUGACUCGUGUUGUGUCAAGCUUGUGGGCCUUUGGGAGUAGUGCUGAGAUAGAUUUGGUCACAUCUAGUUGGGAGUUUCCUAGGUCCAUGUUGGGUGGGGUGAUGAGUCUGGGUUAGGUUUGUCCAACUGCAUUAUGCAGGGUUCUGUGCCUUUGAAUCUUCUAGGGCCAUGCUGGGUCAAGUCCCGUGGUCACUUAAGGGCAUUAUUAAGACUGACUGCAUGGUCACGCAUGUGGAGACAUGUGGAAAAUUGUGUAGCUUUAUGUUUUUUCUAAGGUCAUGUUAUUUUAAGUUCUGUGAACUUGUGAGUUGUGUAGGAACACAGAGUCAAGUAACAGAAUUCAAGCUUUCUAGGUCAUGGUAGGUGAAGGUGGGUUGGAAUGUAUGACCGCAUUCAUCUUUUACGUGCUGUGGGUUGAGUUGUGUAGACUUCUGUAGCUGGGAGUUUCUCGGGGCUACCGUGAGUUGAACUGUGUUGAGCUAUAGAAGCAUGUGAAUCUUUUAAAGUCCGUUCAGGCAGGUCACAGGACUGUUGGGUGAAUGUUGGGUUGAGUUCUAUAGAGCUGGAGAGUUUUACAUUGGUGAAGGAAGCAUCAGGACCCAAAGGUCACAGCCCUGGGCAAGAGUCAUGAGUGGUGUGGAUGUGGGCACUGCUACUGCAGAGGUGAGCUGGGUUCCAAGCCCUGGAGUCUGGGAUCUGCCCACAGGGGCUCCUUGGAAGAGGAGUGCUCCUUCUGCUGACCCUACAUGUGCUUCAUCUUGCCGCUCGAAACCCCAAUCUCUUGGCCUCUGCAGUGGUUUAGCAAAGAGGUGAAAACAUGGAGGCCAGAGAAGAGAGGAGAAAAAUGUUUGUUCUUUCUCCAGACAUGAUCGGAGACAGAUCCAAAGGGAGGAAGAGACACAGACACAGGAAAAAGAAAAAAAAAAAGAGGGACAGAGACCUAGACAGAGAGCAGAAGAGAUCCAGAGAAAGGGACAGGGGCCUGGAAAGAGAGAGGCAGAGACCAGAGAGAGAGAACGAUUCAGAGACUCAGAAGGGGAAGCUGAGAUUCAGAGACAGGGAGAUAGAGACCCAGGGCAGGAGAUGGAGACCCAGGUGAUGUCAGGUGCCUGGGAAGCGGCACCUGUGACCAGAGCUGGAGCUGCACCACCGAGCCCCAGAGAAAGAGAACUAAAAAAGCUGGAAAACUCCAUGUCCCCAGCCUGUCUAUUCCCUGAAUCAUCAAGGGAUCCUAAACAAGGCAUGUCACCGAGUGCCUCCAGCCUGGUGUUCUCCAUGUCUUCCAGGGAAGAAACCAGAGUCUCAGCAGGGCCGAGGCUUCCCAAGGUCACCCAGCAGGCGCCGGCCAGGACUCCUGGCCCUAGGCUGCCUGACUCUAGUCCCCACCGGCUGAGGCUGGGGGUGCUCAAAGCCUAAGGAGGCCUGCAGCCUUCUACCCUAUAGACAGGAAACAAUGCUGGCAGGGAACAGGGGAUGGUGUUACCUAAGGUCACAAAGCCAAACAUUUCUGAGUCUUUCAGGACUAAAUGGCAUUUGGAGGAGGCAGAGGGAGAGGAGGAGGUUACAAUCACUAACACAUAUAGGGCUUCCUAUGUGACAAGCAUCAUUGGAGGCACUUGAAUUAACUUAUUAAAACCUGUCCAGUGGUUUACA
Molecule: messenger RNA, 3925 nt
Organism: Cavia porcellus (domestic guinea pig)
Lineage: Eukaryota; Metazoa; Chordata; Mammalia; Rodentia; Caviidae
Gene: Kcna7
Product: potassium voltage-gated channel subfamily A member 7
Exons: 2
Coding region: 719-2083 (454 amino acids)
Biological process (GO): protein homooligomerization; potassium ion transmembrane transport
Cellular component (GO): membrane; voltage-gated potassium channel complex
Molecular function (GO): delayed rectifier potassium channel activity; protein binding
Source: RefSeq, a predicted model, not a curated record